Messenger RNA from Spizellomyces punctatus DAOM BR117, 1754 nucleotides. RefSeq lists its product as uncharacterized. The record is from RefSeq and is a predicted model, not a curated record. NCBI's taxonomy places the organism in Eukaryota, Fungi, Chytridiomycota, Chytridiomycetes, Spizellomycetales, Spizellomycetaceae. Bases 89 to 1597 code for a protein of 502 amino acids. The transcript is spliced from 2 exons.
GCCGUGAUUUCCACUUCCCAUUUCCAGUGUAGAGUUUGCAUUUAGGGCCUUUUUUUUGCAGGAACAUCGUGCACUGAACUGUGGAGAGAUGUCAUCCUACUCGUACUCUCCAUACUACUCGCCUUAUGCACCAACCUCUGGGCGUUACUCACCCUACAACGCCUACCAACCCUAUCCACCGCCUGCGCGCCCAGGUUCAUCGGCAUCGUCCGGAUCCGGUGUCGAAAUGAUACCCACACAACCGUCGGGGACGCCAACGUCACCAUAUCUGCAUUCGUGUGCAACACCGCCGUUACCCGUUGGUGCACGGUCUGCGUCUGUAUCGCCACCUCCAAAUAUGUACGGUAGUAAUCUACAUCAUGGACAGCAUCACGGCCGGUCAGUUAGUUUACCGCGAGGUGUUCGAUCUAGAUUGGGUUCGCGGGAUCAGGAUGAGUGGGUGGAUCACCGAUCACAUAGAGAGGAGAUGUUGGAUGGGCGGUAUGAGGAUAGGGAUGCAAAGGAUGUUGGGCUGGGUGUGGUACCACCUCUAGAUGAAAUGUCUUCGACUUUACCCUUGGCGUCCGAUGAGCAUGUUCACAAAACAAAGGAUCUACUGGAGAAAAACGGCUUGUACACUGACUUGAACCAAACAGAGAGCGAGGCGGAUUUUGAAUCGAAUCCGAAUCAUCACAACCAACCCGGAGUAUCCGACUAUCCCAACCCCGGUCGAGACGCAAAGCAAAGCACCGUGUUUCACCAUUUCACGCGGGACGACAGCUAUACCCCAUCCCGUAGUCCCACUCCCACUCCCAAACACUUUUACCGCCCGCCACCCCAAGCACCCGCGUCUCACAUUCACCUCUUUCUCUUCUCCACCCUCACAUUUAUUCUCUUGCACCAUUUACCAUUCUUUUCUUCGUGGACUCGCACUCUCCGCUUACGACUAGGCUUUUACCCUGCGCUCAUCAUAACCCUAGCAACCUCGGUAGCAGGUGGCACAAUAUUCCGGUCAAAACGCACAGCUAUAGCAAACUUUUUGGUCAAGUGCCGUGCACACCCCGCCUCCCGCGAAUUUGGGGCAUUACUGGCAGCAAUCACAUUAGCGUACAUUUGCGCCAUCAUGGCUCCACUUGCGUUCCGAAUGUUGCAUUCUCUUGCAACUCGCAUCCCGAUUUUGGGACCUUUGGGCGUGUACAUUGCGUUGAUGUGGUGGUGUGUCAUGUUUUCGCUUGUUGGUAUAUGGGCUAUGGCAUUUUUCGCGUGGGAUGUCACAAAAGUCGUGCAUGGGGCGGUUGUCAAUAUUUUCCGAUAUGUUGUGGCGGCUGAUCAGGAUAUUUCGUCUGCAUCUUCGUGUGCAUCUUCGUCGGUGGGGGUGUCGACUUUUAGAGUGGUCAAUGUGAGUGAAUCGGAAGAUGAGGAUAUAAAGGUUUCGGCAAGUGUGUCGGCUUAUGUGGCCGCCAGUGAGAGGUUAUCGACAUGUGCAAUUGAGAAGGGGAAGAUGGCUGUAGGGAGGUUUGGAAGGGUGGCGGAAGCAGCUGAACCCGCAUCAGGCAUGUCAACGCCGAGAUUGAGUAGGAAUUCCUCUUUUACGGAUAGGCGGAUGGCGAUUUAUUGAUCAUGGUGUUAGUGUAUUUGUUAAUGUAUUUUUUGGUAUUGGCGGUUUGGUAAACAAUAUAUCUGUCGUUGAUAUUGGCGACCUAUUGACAUUCACACCGCCCAACUGUUAUCCAUGCAAACAACCCACAGUCAUGUAUAAAAAUAUACAGAUUCCU